CUCUAGUCCGGUUCUGUCACUUACUCUGGACACUCUGCAGUUCCUUUAUCUUGCUGCAACAAGUUCCACAGAUUCCGGAAGGACUGGCAUAUUUGUGCACCACUCUCGUCGAGCUCGAUCUUUCCUUGAACUCCCUCUCCGAGCUGGCUUUUUUCGGCGUAUUAGUACUGACAUUUAAUGGAUUCCGAAGUUGAAACUAUUGAGAGAAGAUUUACAUCUUUGUUUGGUCAACUCCAAGCAGAGUACGGCGUACUUGAAAGAAUGGUGUACAAGAACAAGAACCAGCAUAGGCGUUGUUCUUAUUUCAAGUAUCUUUUGAAGGUAGAGAGGGAUUUGCGGCUUCUACGAUCUGUGAACUUGGAGGACCUUGUCAUAUCGUGCCUCCUUGUUAUCAAAGGAGACAGACCUAAACAGAAGGCUCAUCUUUUAGAGAGUUUAAAAAGGAGAAAAUGCAACAGUGGAAAAUAUAAUUUUCUGGAGCGGAUUUUAGGAGCUGCACGCCUGCUGGCAGAGAUGGUUGAACCAGUGCUGAAGGCUGCAACUGAGGUAUCUAUUCUGUUUGCUCAGUCUUUUUUCAUGGGAUUUUCUCUAACAAUCAUGGCUAUCCUUGCGCGCCUCCGGGUUUUAAUUCAACAAAUGUUACUUGAUAUUGUCACAUUGUUCAACAUAGUUUCUUCUAUCUCUCAAAAGAAGCAGUCAAUAAAGAUAAAGCAGGAGGGAGUUGAGGUUUUUAGGGAAUACUUUCCAGUCAAUGAGGAUUUUGUCAGGUUAGAGUGUGUGUGGAAAUCAGAUAAGUUUGCACUUCUCGAGAAGAAAUGUAAGAAUGAAAAUGCAAGUAAAAGUGAAGAUUCUCGAGAAAGCAUCUCUGUCCAAGCAUCAGCUAUCAACUACAAAAGUAUUGAAUCUUGUCUUGGAGAAACUGAAAAUGACCAACUUGUCUCAGAGAGGACUAAUUUAGACGCUUCUGUCAAUGAUGAGCCCUCUCGUGUGGACGGUGUGACUACUGAUUUGUUGAAUCAGGAAGAGAUGAGAAGUUGUGAUGAGGAAGGAAGAGAUCCAGGCAGCACCAUAGAAGGCUUGUCUUUUAAUGAAAUUCCACCAAAGGAUGGCUUGAAAUUGCAUGCAUCACUGAACUCACCCACUAAACUUGAUUCUUCCUCUUCUUUUAAGAAGGUGGCGUUUGUCUCAAUCAAGCGUCCUAAAUUAUCCACACAGGAAGACCGGCCUCCAUUAGUUGCUACUGUUUGUGAAAAUGGCGAAACUAAAAAUGAUAAAGAGGGAGAUACACUUGUUGAUCUGCUCUCUGAUGGGAUUCCGAGGAAUAGUGUUUUUUAGACUGAAUUUGAUUUGAUUGAAUCUUUAACUUUUCAAGCUCAACUUUUCUUUUUUUUCAUUGAAGGGGGAGAAAGGUUACAACACUUACGGGAGCAUAAAUGCUACUAGGCUAUAAGCCUAUUGGUCAAAUUGUUUUGUUUUCAAACUAUAUAUUUCUAACAA
Molecule: messenger RNA, 1497 nt
Organism: Neltuma alba
Lineage: Eukaryota; Viridiplantae; Streptophyta; Magnoliopsida; Fabales; Fabaceae
Exons: 9
Coding region: 178-1335 (385 amino acids)
Source: RefSeq, a predicted model, not a curated record